Molecule: messenger RNA, 1350 nt
Organism: Microtus oregoni (creeping vole)
Lineage: Eukaryota; Metazoa; Chordata; Mammalia; Rodentia; Cricetidae
Product: interferon-inducible GTPase 1-like
Exons: 1
Coding region: 1-1350 (449 amino acids)
Biological process (GO): defense response; cellular response to interferon-beta
Cellular component (GO): endoplasmic reticulum membrane
Molecular function (GO): GTP binding; GTPase activity
Source: RefSeq, a predicted model, not a curated record
AUGAGUCAGCUGCUCUCUGACGCAUCUAAGGAUGAAGACGUGUGCAAAUACUUUAAGAUGAUUAAGGAAGAAAACAGAAUCAUUUCUCAGAAAACCAUCACUUCAAUUGAGUUACACCUGGCACAAAGAAACAUUCAGAAGACAAAUAAUGUAAUUACUGAUUCAUUAAGAGAAAGUAGCAGUACCUCACUCAAUAUUGCUGUAAUAGGAGAGUCUGGAACUGGGAAGUCCAGUUUCAUCAAUGCCUUUAGGGGGAUUGGACAUGAAGAGGAAAAUUCAGCUCCAAUUGGUGUGGUGGAGACAACCAUGAGGAGAACUCCAUACAAGCACCCCAAUAUUCCCAAUGUGGUUAUUUGGGACCUGCCUGGGGUUGGAACCACAAAAUUCCCACCCAAAGAUUAUCUGGAGAAAAUGAAAUGCAACGAGUAUGAUUUCUUCAUCAUUGUUUCUGCCACACGCUUUAAGAAAAAUGAUAUAGACCUCGCCAAAGCAGUCAGCAUGAUGAAGAAGGAUUUCUACUUCGUGAGAACCAAGGUGGAUAUAGAUUUAGAAACUGAGAAAGGAUGCAAACAUGCCUUUGGCAGAGAAAACUUACUGCAGCAGAUACAACGCCAUUGUGUCGAUACCUUUAAGAAAAACAACCUGCAUGUACCACCGAUCUUCUUGAUCUCUAACAAAAAUUCAUCUGACUAUGAUUUCCCAAUCCUGAAGGACAUGCUAAAAAACAAACUUUCUACUCCCACACUUCCAAACUUUAUGUAUUCUUCACUGAGUAAGGCUGAGGCAGUCAUUGAAAGAAAGCGUGAGUCGAUGCACCGGUUUAUCUGGCUAGAAACCAUAAAGAAUGAAGCUUGGACAAGUCUUUCUGUAAAGGGCAUCCUCAAGGACAGUGAUAUGGAGAAGUUGAAGGUGAUUUUAAACCACUAUCGAAAGCUCUUUGGAGUUGAUGAUGGAACCUUGAAACUCAUGGCAAAGGAUUCCCAAGUGCCUGUUGAAAAACUGAAAAAAGUCAUUAAAUCUCCUUAUUUGUUGGAAACUAAGAAAAGAGAAACAUUAGAAGGAAAACUUUUGAAAUAUUUGGAGAGAUUUGCCUCAGCCAAUGGUGGGCUCUUGGCUACAGGUCUCUACUUUAGGAAAACCUUUUACUUACAACUUCUGUUCCUUGACACAGUGGCUGAAGAUGCCAAAGUUGUCCUUAGAGAGACAUACUCAAAAAUUAGUUCAAACUCACAUCACCCACAGCUACUGACCAUGGAUAGGUGUUACUCUUUCCUCGUGUCCUUGACAGGAUUUGUGCUUGUAUGUUUUGCUUUGUCUUAUCUUAGACUUUGGACAUGGAAUGAGGUGUAA